CACACAAACACUUAGAGGUAGAGUUAGAGGUGAACAACACACACACACACACACACACAGUGUACAGCAGUUCCGCUGGAGCGGCUGUGACAUCAGUCAGCAUGAGAGGAGCUAAGUUUCCAGGCUGAUCGGUGCUGUCGCAAUCACAGAGUGGACGUGAAGCCCCGGGACGUCGAGGAUCCGCGGGGACACUGGCCAGAAACAGCCGCUCUGACACGCGCGGUGCUCGGAUACUCAGCAGCAGCAGUAGCGGCGGCGGCGGCAGGAGGACCAGGGCGAGUGUGUGAGGCGAGGCGGCGGGACCCGCUGCUAGCGAAACAUGAACAAGAACCACCGGGUGCCGAGCAGCCGUUCACUCAGUGCCGUGGAGGUGAAGAGCAAGUUUGGUGCAGAGUUUCGUCGGUUCUCUUUGGAUCGGUCCAAGCCGGGCCGAUUUGACGAGUUCUAUGGCCUCCUGCAGCACGUACACCGCAUCCCCAAUGUGGACUUGUUGGUGGGCUACGCUGAUGUGCAAGGCGACCUACUGCCCAUCAACAACGAUGACAACUACCACAAGGCCAUCUCCACUGCCAGUCCUCUGCUCAGGCUGUUCCUGCAGAGGAAAGAGGAAGCUGAUUACACAACCUUUGGUACCAACUCGCUGACCAGGAAGAAAAACACUGUGCUUUCUGCGGUUCUUCUACGGCCUGACACCAACAGGAAAAAACCUCCUGUCAUCAUCAGCCUCCCUAAGGACUUUCGCCCCGUGUCCUCCAUCAUCGAUGUGGACAUCCUCCCUGAGACGCACCGACGUGUACGCCUCUACAAGCAUGGUCAGGAAAAACCAUUGGGCUUCUACAUCCGUGAUGGUUCCAGUGUACGGGUCACCCCACAGGGCCUGGAGAAGGUGCCGGGGAUAUUCAUCUCUCGCAUGGUGCCUGGUGGGCUGGCAGAGAGCACCGGCCUGCUAGCAGUCAACGAUGAGGUGCUGGAAGUGAACGGUAUUGAGGUGGCCGGGAAGUCUCUGGACCAGGUGACGGACAUGAUGAUUGCAAACAGCCACAACCUCAUCAUCACCGUGAAGCCUGCUAACCAGCGGAACAAUGUUGUUCGCGGUGGAGGAGGAGGAGGAGGAGGAGGAGGCGGCGCGUCUGGAAGCUCAGGACGCUCAUCAGACAGCGGGGCCAGUUACUAUGGCUACUCAUCACACGGCGGUGCUGCAGCCUCCAUGCCGUCGCAUAUCAUCCAGAACUUCCCUGUCGGGGAGCUGGAGAGCGACGAGGACGACGAGGACCUGGUGAUCGAGGUGGGAGGCGAGGCCGAGCCAAUCAGACACUCCCCUUCCAACUACAGCAUGCCAUCACUGCCCCGGUAUGAGCCGCACCUCAACCUCCGCACUAACACCAACUCCGCUUCUGCUCAUUCCAUCAAUGCCAAUGGGACCCUGCUAGCCAGCGGCAGCAGUGGAUCACUAAGCUACGCCAACGCCACUUCGACCACUCCAUCUCCAGACAGAGCAAUGGAGAGGCAGAGCCUGGAGGAAGAUGGCACUGUUAUAACUCUGUAGACAUUCACACACUAAACACUGGAAACAAACGCAAAAUACUUCCUCACACAUUUGGGGGUCAUGGACCGGCAGUUCAGACACAGGUUCCAUCGUACAGUGACUGUAUCUGAGAAGCACAAUGAUGUGUGUACAUAUUACAUCUGACAGUUAAAUGUUUGUACAUCCCAACAUGUACACGACAAACACUGCACCCUAUACCUUGCACCUCUACAUGCCAAUAAUCACGCAUGUGUGCCAUAGUGGUGACUGGCCCCCAUCCUAAGUUCUUCAGGCACAAAAUUGUCGAAGAAAAAGAAAAAGUGUAGUUUUUGUUCUCCACUACCCUCCACUUUAUUUUUUUAACCACUAGAAGCACUUGUUUUUAACCCCAAACUGUAUUUCUGCUGAAUUUCCACUAGAGGGCAGAGAUGAGAUAUUGUCAUCAAACCAUUUGUGGACUAUCUGGUACUGUUUUGUUUUUUUGCCUUGUCUCCCCACACCUCCACCCCUGCACCGUACUACGUCUCCCAGGUGACCACAGCCCCCGACAGAAUUCUAUCCUACUAAGGCAAUUGACCAGUAGCUGAGACCUGCAUAAAACCUUUUAGUUUUUGUUAGGGGGCGAACGACCUAAAAACAAAGCAAGUCUUUGUGUAGGUUCAGAUGCUUUUUUUUAAACCACUAGUUUUAUUAGUUUUUCCUCUUUAUAUGCUGUGUUAAUGACUGAAAGGUUGAUGAUUUUUAAUAAUAAUUAUUCUUCCCAUAAACAUUAGGCCUGUAUCUUUAUAUGAUUUGCAUAUUUUGUUUAUGUAAAAUUUGUUUGAAUACAUGAUAGGGCUGUCACUUUUUCUAAAAAGGGUUAGGGUUAACCAUGUGCAGUUCCCCCUAGCCCAAGGUGUCGUGAGCCUUUACUUGCUAGCGUUCCUCCAUUUUUGUAGCAAAACAAUGCAACAUAACUGACCUACUUUAUUGAUGGCAAUUGAUCAAGCUGACAGUGAUCGGCCUCUGCUGGAUCGUCUGAUGUGCUUCUAGACUAAAUGCAGAACAUGUCAUUAUAGGUCAAAUAUUAACUUAUCUUCCCACGUUGGAAUUUAAGUUUUAAUUUUGAAUAUAAAGUGACAGCCCUAACGUAUUAAUGUAUCUCACAGGUCACGACAUAGACCAUAUUCCAUCUGUUUCACGUCACUCACGUAAAAUUGCUUCUCCCUGGGAAUUGGACAUGUUAGAAGUAAUAAUCCUUAAUCUUGCACACCCUCUCCUUUCCAUGACAAGGGCUAUUUCCCCUGCUGCAUGUCUACAAAUGAGAAAAUGUGAAUGUGACUUUAAUUUGUUUGUGUUUGUGUGUUUGUUUGUUUGGUCUCUCCCCCUUGGUUCUGUCUGGGCCACAACACAAUAUAUCUUAUCUCAGUGCUGUACAAUAUAUUCAUCUCUUUUUAUCCAUAGGCCCUGAGUUCACUUGGAUGUGUCCUGAGUCAUUCACAUAUGAAAAGUGAUCUCUCCAGUGUUUUUGCACCGUUUCCUUUGUGUAUCAUCGUUUUCAUUGAACUCAAUUAACGACACUCUAUGAGCGAAUGCUUGAUUUUGAAUCUGGGCCUAAAUUGCACAUCGAUUGUUGGGCUGUAACACUUUUAGCAAACACAACCACAGAAAUAAGUUGAAAGGACUGGUAUACACACACACACACACGCACACAGUGACAGUAGAGAAACUUCCUGUAUCUCAAAGUAAAGCCCGGUUGAGUCACAUUGAAACAAACACACUUGCAGGUACACUGGGCACAGACUGAUUCACUUUGUUUGUCGAAGGUGAGGCUGGUCCGCUGAAAGUACUGCAUGUCUUUUACUGCAAUACUGUUUUCAUAAACCGUUCUUAAAAACCGUGCGACCUUCAAGGCAAAUUUCAGAUGUUGGGAGCUGUAGAAAUUUGAUUUGAAUUUUACGUGGCAGAGUUGAUCCUAAUCAACCAACAAACGUUUACAUGACAUUAAAUUGUAUGUGAGGUAUUUAUUGGUCCUUGAAUCUAAAUUAAUUUGCUGCUGACAUUACUUAUUGUUUGAGAAGCGGUUCACUGCCUCUCUGAAGUCAAAGCAGAUGGUCUUUUUAUUAGCAUUUUGCUGUCCUGUAAUAGGUGAUAUCUUUAACAUUAUUGCUCAUUGAAACUUUGACUCCCAACAUUAGCCAUUUUCAGACAACUCUGGAGAGCAGGGUCUGAACUUUCUCUGCAGUUUGCCUUUCACCCAUGGAGAAUGCCGCAGUAGAUUCUCUGCUCAGACGCGUUCACAACAACACAGGAAUCUCCGGAGCGUUCAGGUGAAGAGUGAUGCUGAGGCAGGAAGUAACGUUAGCUGCAGAGAUCACGUGUUUUGUUUACAGCACAUCAACACCGACGUUGUCUUAUCACCAAAAAGCUCUCAUGACAUCUCUGUCGGUGUCUUCUACAUGAACGGCACUUAUGCAAAAAUACAACGUCAUGUAUCCGUCAGCGAACACCUACUGGAUUGCGGUGAAUCCUGCAGACGAUAUCCUGCCGUUUUCUUACAUGGGUUCAAUCGGACACUAUGCAGACUUUUUACUCGGGGGGGGCUUGCUGGAUAAAGUCCGGAGCCUGUCACCUACACAUUUGUGUUCUCACCUGAAGCCCCUCAGGAGAAUGACUGGAGAUUAUCUGGAGUUCGGUGAAUGUCUGAAAAGCGGCAAAGUCUGUCAGUAAGGUCUAUUGGUUUCAUUUGAGCCAAUACUCACUUGUAAUAACCAUAUAAUCCAUACCACACCAUUUAUCAUUGUAAUUUUCUGGUUAUUAUUGAAAUCACAUAUCACAUAUAUAUGUCUAUGACUGGAAACCAACACACAGGACAUGUAUGUGCAUCCACCAUUGUAUUUCACGAUAUAUGUACAAGGUACUGUUUCUUUAGCCUUUUUUUGUUAUAGUCGCGCUGGUGAAGGUUAGAUUCUGGCUUCUUUCACUCCCAACAUCAAGCACAGUGAUCAAUGGUACUCUUGAAAGGAUUUUUUUUUUUUUUUUAAAUCAAUGUUAAUUUAUUUUCUUUAUCUCUUUACCACAGGACACUGGGAUUGUAACCAUGGCGGCAUUUGUUAUUUAUUCUCUAAUCAUUGCUUUGCAUAUUCUCUGUUCACAUUGUACGACUAUUUUAUAUAUUGAUUGUUUUGGUUGUACAUCUCAUGGUACAGUAGAUGUUAUUGCCCAUUAGGAGACGUUUUAAUCGCUGAUAUCCCUGUUCCUCCUGACGCAAGAGGAGAAUCUGUGCAAGACAUGACACUAUUAUUUUAUUUUUACAAACUGUGAAUUAUCAUUAUUAUUUUGUGGGAGAAAAGAAACAGUUCUGUCGGUAUAAUUUCAAAAGAUGCGACUUGUUCUUUGCUUUUGAGUCUUUACUUUUUUUUUUAAGUGAUUGAGCAAUGAUUUGUUUUUUUUUGCUAGCCAGAUAAAACCUAUGGUAUAGAUUUAUAAUGAAGAUUGUCAGUAUUUUCAUAUCGAUGCUAUAUAUGAUGAUGUACAUUUUUAUCACGUUUAAUGAAAAAUGUUUUAAGAUUCAACUGGAGACUAAUGAUUAAAUAGAUAUACACCUGUACUGAUUUAAGGAGCUGGAUAAAAUAAAGUCAUGUAGCAACCCUCA
Molecule: messenger RNA, 5159 nt
Organism: Platichthys flesus (European flounder)
Lineage: Eukaryota; Metazoa; Chordata; Actinopteri; Pleuronectiformes; Pleuronectidae
Gene: pard6b
Product: par-6 partitioning defective 6 homolog beta (C. elegans)
Exons: 3
Coding region: 320-1546 (408 amino acids)
Biological process (GO): regulation of cellular localization; centrosome cycle; establishment or maintenance of cell polarity
Cellular component (GO): nucleus; apical plasma membrane; cell cortex
Molecular function (GO): protein kinase C binding
Source: RefSeq, a predicted model, not a curated record